Molecule: messenger RNA, 1520 nt
Organism: Cucurbita moschata (crookneck pumpkin)
Lineage: Eukaryota; Viridiplantae; Streptophyta; Magnoliopsida; Cucurbitales; Cucurbitaceae
Product: 5'-adenylylsulfate reductase-like 5
Exons: 4
Coding region: 471-1367 (298 amino acids)
Source: RefSeq, a predicted model, not a curated record
UUUCCAUUAAAUUCUUUGAAGUAGUGCCGCCACAUUCAAAGGAACGUAGAACAGAAGAUCAACUACAAGAACACAAACUCCAUUCGGUUCAUUCCCUUUUGAAAGUUCUAAAGUUAAUCAGCAAAUAUCUCAGCUGGAUUUUAUUUGGAGCUUUCGAAGCGGAAAGUAUAAGAAAACCUGAAUCCUCCUCCCAAAUCGGCGAUUGAAUCGGUGUCCGUUGGAUUCUCAACGAAACCCUCCGCCGCUGCCGCCGCUACCUCCGCCGUCACGGCCACCGUAUGAUCUAGAUAAAUCUGAUUGAACCAUACCCUUUUUUUAGAAACUUGAGGAACCAAUACAUAUCUGUUUAUCUGUUUAUCUGUUUCGUCGUUUUUUUCUGCUCGACUUUCCCUUUCUGAUUCAUUUCUAUAAUACCCAUUUGUUCUUUUUCUUGUUCUUCAUCAUUUUAUGGUUUAAUCUCUUCUCCAAACAUGGCUGCCUUUUCCCUUUUUGUUUAUUUUCUUGCCCUUACUCCUCUAGGGUUUGUGUCUUCAAAAUCCCUUCCCCGAUCUUCAUUUUGCCCCAGAGAUUCGGAUUUCUUUCUCUAUGGGGUUCGAUCUCAAUGCCCUUCCUCUGUGCUUCCCAGCUCGGCUUUACAGGUGGAUGGGAAGUUCCUUGAUAAGACUUUGACGUCUUAUAAGAAGAACGGCUACACCUCCAUGUUCUUUUAUGCGUCGUGGUGCCCGUUUUCUCUCCGUUUGCACCCCACAUUCGAAUCUCUCAGCUCGUUGUUUCCUCAAAUAGAACACUUGGUGGUUGAGCAAUCUUCUACACUACCAAACGUACUCUCAAAAUAUGGAGUCCGCAGCUUCCCGACUAUAUUAUUGGUGAACAGGACAUCAUGGAUUCAAUAUCGUGGUCCAAAAGAUAUACAUUCGCUCGUUCGUUUCUAUAACCGAGUAACAGGAUUAAAAUCGGUUCCUUAUUAUAAUGAAGAUGAGUUACUUAGAAUUGAGAGCGUUGGUAGGCCAAUAAUCGAACGGUCAAAGAUUUCCUCACCGAAGAACAUAUUGAAGAGCGAACCAUUGUUGACGUUCUCAUUUGUAUUCAUAUGUCUUCGUAUAGCGAUGGUCAAAUUACCACAUGUGCUAUAUCAUCUUAACAAUCUUUGGAGAUCUUACAUGCCCCACCUAAACUUGGAAAUAUUUGGUGAAACACGACAACUGAUGGGGCGGAUUUUCCACAUGGUCGAUAUGAGAAGGGCAUGGGCGAAGCUGAGGCUAUGCAAGACGAAGAACUUCCACAAAGGAGCAAGGAAUGCUCGUGUUUGGGCAUCGUCUCUGGCCUCCGUCUCGUUGGGUGAAUCUUCGUCCUCGAGAUCGACUUAGAUUCACCUACCAUCUUGUAAAAAUUGAAAAUGCAAAUUUCUGAGGCCUUUUCUUGCACUAGAGGUAGCAGGAGAGUAGAGGGCAAGGCAAGGCCUGUACAGUUAAAAAAAAUUGAUUCUCAUUUUGAAUAUUAUACACAUUACACGACCAAAA